Molecule: messenger RNA, 4633 nt
Organism: Manihot esculenta (cassava)
Lineage: Eukaryota; Viridiplantae; Streptophyta; Magnoliopsida; Malpighiales; Euphorbiaceae
Product: DNA mismatch repair protein MSH6
Exons: 21
Coding region: 314-4240 (1308 amino acids)
Biological process (GO): mismatch repair
Cellular component (GO): nucleus
Molecular function (GO): ATP binding; ATP-dependent DNA damage sensor activity; mismatched DNA binding
Source: RefSeq, a predicted model, not a curated record
CCGUAUUUUAAAAAACUUCUCUACCUCCUAUCUUAUUUUACUCAAUCAGGGUGUAACGUUGUUCAUCUUAACUGUGGAGAGUGGAAAUCAAGAAGGCGACGGCCCCAAAUUCCCGCCAAAUAACUCCAAUGGAAACACUUGCCGGGAAUUUGCACUAAAUUCCCGCCAUAUCACAUGCUACGGUUGAAACAUAAAGCUCUUUGUUUCGCUUUCCCUUCCUAUUGAGAGACUGUCACCCGUCUGUCCUUCUGUAGACCUUUUCACUUAAACCUCACUCCCCUCCUGGCUGCUGCCUUCCUCUCGAACCACGGAAAUGGCACCGGCGCGUAAACCAAGCAAUGGCAGAUCGCCGCUGGUCAAUCCACAGCGCCAAAUCACUUCUUUCUUCUCGAAAGCAUCUUCUCCUUCUCCUUCUCCUUCUCCACUCCCUGCCUCCACUCUCUCCAAAGGACAGUCCCCCAAACUUAACCCUAACCCUAAACGUCCAAGCCCUAGUAGCCCUUCCACUCCUUCUCCUCUACAAUCCAAAAUGAAAAAACCGCUAUUAGUCAUUGGCCAAACUCCCUCUCCAUCUGCAUCGCCAUCUGCUUCAACGCCUGCAACCGCCAUUAAGUCGUACGGCAAAGAAGUGGUGGAUAAGAGGAUUAGGGUUUACUGGCCGUUGGAUAAGAGCUGGUACGAGGGUUACGUUAAAUCUUAUUAUGAGGAUUCUGGUAAACAUUUGGUUGAGUACGAUGAUUUUGAAGAGGAAGUGUUGGAUUUGGGAAAGGAAAAAAUUGAGUGGGUUGAGGAAACUGUGAAGAAAUUUAAGCGCCUACGAAGGGGUUCUUUGUCUUUCAAGAAGACAGUGAUUGAAGAUGAAAUUGAAGAGAUGGAGGAUGUCGGUAAUAUUGAAGAAGGCAAUGAUGGUGAUGAUUCUAGUGAUGAAGAUUGGGGAAAGAAUCCAGAGAUGGACGUCAGUGAUGAGGGUGAUAUGGAUUUGGGGGAUGAGCAAGAAGUGGAUAAUGACAGGGUCGGCAAAAAUGAAAAGCAGGGUGGGAAGAGUGAAUCAAGGAAAAGGAAAGUUUGCGGAGCUGGAAAGCUGGUUUGUGGGAAGAAGAGCGAGGACACUGGGAAUGUGAGUAAAAAAGAGUUGAAAGUUUCAGUUGUGGAGCAAGUUAAGAAUAAAGAUGUGGUGUCUGGCCUUGGUAAUGCUUUGACAAGUAAUGCUUCUGAAAGGUUCAGCGCACGUGAAACUGGGAAAUUAUGGUUUCUUGGAGCAGAACAGAGGGAUGCAAAAAGGAGGCGCCCUGGAGAUGCACAUUAUGAUCCAAGGACUCUGUACCUGCCUCCAAAUUUUGUAAAGAGUUUAUCAGGUGGUCAGAGACAAUGGUGGGAGUUUAAAUCAAAGCAUAUGGAUAAAGUGUUGUUUUUCAAGAUGGGCAAAUUUUAUGAGCUUUUUGAAAUGGAUGCCCACGUAGGAGCUAAGGAAUUAGAUUUGCAAUAUAUGAAGGGAGAACAACCUCAUUGUGGUUUUCCAGAGAGGAAUUUCUCAAUGAAUGUGGAAAAACUGGCAAGAAAGGGUUAUCGAGUUCUUGUUAUAGAGCAGACAGAAACACCUGAACAACUGGAACUUCGUCGCAAAGAGAAAGGAUCUAAAGACAAGGUUGUGAAACGUGAAAUAUGUGCAGUGGUUACAAAAGGAACACUAACUGAGGGAGAAUUACUUGCAGCAAAUCCUGAUGCUUCUUAUCUAAUGGCAGUGACAGAAAGGUGUCAGAAUUUGGAAAACGAAAAUUUUGAGCGGGUUUUUGGUAUCUGUGUGGUUGAUGUUGCUACCAGCAGAAUCUUUCUUGGGCAGUUUAAGGAUGAUGCAGAAUGCAGUUCAUUGUGUUGUCUAUUAUCUGAGCUGAGGCCAGUAGAAAUUAUAAAACCUGCAAAAAUGCUCAGCUCUGAAACUGAGAGAGUAAUGCUGAAGCAAACGAGGAAUCCUUUAGUAAAUGAGUUGGUUCCCCUCUCUGAAUUCUGGGAUUCGGAGAAAACUGUUUGUGAAGUCAAGGCCAUCUACAGGCGGAUCACAGAUCAAUCAGCCCCUGGAUCUUUAAAUAAAGCAGAUAUAGAUACAGCAGAACUUCAUAUUGCAGAAGAUGGGUCAAGCUGCCUACCAGAAAUUUUGUCAAAGCUAGUAAAUAAAGGAGAAAAUGGCAGCCUAGCCCUUUCAGCUCUUGGAGGAACUCUCUAUUAUCUAAAACAGGCUUUUCUUGAUGAGACUUUGCUUAGAUUUGCAAAGUUUGAAUCACUUCCAUGCUCUGAUUUCUGUAAUGUUGCUCAAAAACCAUACAUGAUUCUUGAUGCUGCUGCGAUGGAGAAUCUUGAGAUCUUUGAGAAUAACAGAAAUGGAGGCUCUUCAGGGACACUUUAUGCACAACUGAAUCACUGUGUGACGGCAUCUGGGAAGAGAUUGCUGAAGACAUGGCUAGCAAGACCUCUAUAUGAUUUGAGAUCUAUCGAGGACCGCCAGGAUGCUGUGGCAGGUCUACGGGGGGCAAAUCAACCUAUUGCAUUGGAAUUUCGAAAAGCAUUGUCUAGGCUUCCUGACAUGGAGCGAUUACUUGCACGCAUAUGUGCUAGCAGUGAAGCUAGUGGAAGAAAUGCAAAUAAGGUAAUUUUAUAUGAGGAUGCAGCAAAGAAGCAGCUCCAGGAGUUCAUAACUGCUCUCCGUGGCUGUGAAUUAAUGGCCCAAGCAUGUUCUUCACUUUGUGCCAUUUUGGAAAAUGCUGAGUCCAGGCAACUACAUCAUUUGCUAACACCUGGUGAAGGUCUUCCUAAUGUCCAUUCAAUUCUUAAACAUUUUAAGGAAGCUUUUGAUUGGGUGGAAGCCAACAAUUCUGGACGUAUAAUACCUCAUGAAGGAGUUGAUGUGGAGUAUGACUCUGCAUGUAAGAAAGUUAGGGAAAUUGAGUCCAGCUUGACAAAACACCUUAAGGAACAGCGAAAGUUACUUGGAGAGACAUCGAUCAGUUACGUCACAGUUGGAAAAGAAGCCUAUCUAUUAGAAGUCCCAGAACAUUUGGGUGGCAAUAUUCCUCGAGAUUAUGAAUUGCGAUCUUCCAAAAAGGGGUUUUACAGGUAUUGGACUUCAAGCAUUAAGAAGUUCUUAGGAGAGCUCUCCCAGUCCGAGUCUGAAAAGGAAUCAACCUUGAAGAGCAUUUUGCAGAGAUUGAUUGGGCGUUUCUGCAAACAUCAUGAUAAGUGGAGACAACUGGUUUCUGCAACAGCAGAACUGGAUGUUUUGAUUAGUUUGGCAAUUGCUAGUGAGUUCUAUGAAGGACCUGCAUGCCGCCCAAUCGUCCUGGGUUGUCAAUCAAGUGAAGUGCCACGGUUAUCUGCAAAAAGUUUGGGGCACCCUAUUCUUAGAAGUGAUUCUUUAGGCAAGGGUGCAUUUGUGCCGAAUGACAUCAAUAUUGGCGGUAGUGUUGGUGCCAGUUUUGUCCUUCUCACUGGUCCUAACAUGGGUGGGAAGUCUACUCUUCUCCGGCAAGUUUGUUUAGCUGUGAUUCUGGCCCAGGUAGGAGCUGAUGUCCCUGCAGAGAGCUUUGAAUUGUCACCUGUCGACCGAAUAUUUGUCCGGAUGGGUGCAAAAGAUCAUAUUAUGGCAGGUCAAAGUACAUUCUUAACGGAGCUUUCAGAAACUGCAUUGAUGCUGUCAUCAGCCACUCGUAAUUCAUUGGUGGCACUGGAUGAACUCGGACGUGGCACAUCAACAUCAGAUGGACAAGCAAUAGCGGAAUCAGUACUUGAACAUUUUGUCCACAAGGUGCAGUGUCGAGGAAUGUUUUCGACUCACUAUCAUCGAUUAGCUGUAGACUAUAAGAAAGAUCCCAAGGUCUCCCUCUGCCACAUGGCAUGUCAAGUGGGAAAUGGGAUUGAGGAAUUGAAAGAAGUUACAUUUCUAUAUAAGUUGACACCUGGUGCAUGUCCUAAAAGCUAUGGUGUCAAUGUAGCAAGACUGGCUGGACUCCCCAAUUCUAUACUUGAAAAAGCUGCUGCAAAAUCCAGAGAAUUUGAGGCUGUAUAUGGCAAACACAGAAAGAGUAGUGGUAAUGAAAUGGUAGCCUUGAUCCAAAAUUUGAUUGAUGCUGCUACAAAAUUGAGUUGCCACGGUUUUGAUAUCAGAGCGAUCGCUAAACUUCAGCUCAGAGCGAGACUACUUCUGCCACAAAAUGGAAGUGGUAUCAACCUGUCUUCCGAGAGUAGGUAGCUUUGCUGUCAUUUUUACACAGCAUUGCUUUCGAAGUUUGUGAUCAUCUCAUGUAUUACAGUUGCGUGUCGGCCCAUUUAGGAUUUGACAUAGAAAGUUGGUUUAAGCACCAACUCCGUUGUGUAGUCAUUAUCUGAGAGGGAAUAGGUUUAGUUUUGUCGCAAUCAAAGGAGUGAUGAUCCUCCCAUUACAUUUAGACGUUGGGGAAAUGUCAGUGAGGUGGGUUCGCCCAACACGUUGAAAGGAAACAUGUCCUGAUCAUGUAAUUCGACUUGUUUAGGAAGUGAUUAAAGAUUAGAUAGUAUGGUGGUUCAUCUUACACUCCGUUAUUGCUGUUGCAUUUUUGUAUCUUUUUAGUUAUUGGGUGGUUAAUGGGUUACCUCCAUUACUGAU